Zea mays is the source of this 1332-nucleotide messenger RNA. RefSeq lists its product as uncharacterized. Lineage: Eukaryota; Viridiplantae; Streptophyta; Magnoliopsida; Poales; Poaceae. The record is from RefSeq and is marked validated.
UGCAUCCGUCCGCAUGCCUGCCGCGAGCCCCGCCGGAAAGGCGUUGUGAGGUUCGGGUGGGAGUACAACCAAACACCAACCCAAGUACCCAACCCACCCAUCAACAAAUCACUCCGCCCCAUCUCUUUCCUUUCCCGCACUGACAAUCUGCCACACCGCGGCCAUGUCAACAUGGUGCUAGCAGUAGUGUAUGCAAUGGCAGACUGGUAGUGGCACCACCACUUCGACGCUCCCAUCCCCCGUAUCCGGACGGCGACGGGGACCGGGGGCAGUGCGUACUGCCUGCUGCUGCUGUUGCGCGCGCGGACCUAACGCGCCCUUUCCGGUGUAGUAAAGCAAAGCCUCGCCGGUCGGCAGCUGCCCUGCUAUCCUAAUCCGCUUGCUCUGCCAGCAAGUCAGCAAGAGGCAGCAGCGCCGGCCCCUGGCCGGCCUCGGCUCAGCUGGCGAAGGCCGUGACCGUGAGAAGCCAUGAGCAGGGAACAGCAGAUGCCACGGCGGAGGUUCAUCGCCAUCCCCUUCUCCUCCGGCUGCCGCUCCCACUCCAGCGUCGACGUCGUCGACACCGGGCGCCUCGCCGGCGACGGCAAGAAGCCCCACCCGCAAGGGGCUGAAGCAGGGGCGGCGGCGGCGGCGGCGAGGGGCAAGGGGGAGUCUCUGGUGGCGCGGCUCCUGCGGGGGUUCAAGAACCUGUCGCAGAUCUUCGCGGUGUACGACGAGGAGGAGGAGGAGGAGCGGGAGAUGGUGAUCGGCCUCCCUACGGACGUGAAGCACGUGGCCCACAUCGGCUGGGACGGCGCCACGAGCACCAGCAGCAACCUCCGUUCCUGGAACCGCCCCGCGCCGCCUCCACCGGCCUCGUCGUUCUCCGCGCCCCAGCAGCGUCCGCAGGAGCAGUACCCGCUGCCCCUGCCGGCGCUGUCCAUGCGGCAGCUCGAGCUCGCCAUGGGCGCCCAGGCCCAGGCCGCCGGCGGCGCAACGACUGCGGCCCACCGGCGUCACAGCUAGCGCCAGACAGAGCGAGAGGCGGUGGUGGUACACGCCUACGGGCCUUGGUGAUGGGCUGGGCUCGUCCGUCAGCCAGGCGUGAGCGUGACAGGCCGUCGUCCGUUUCUGCCGCCCCAUGGUCGGCUCCCAUCCCAUGUGGAGGGAAGAGAAGGGUGGGGGGAGCUGGUCGUCGGAGUUGGUGCGUGCUUCGUUUGCUUGUGCUUUGGCGCCAUAUCGCUGCGGAGCGCUGUACGUAGCCAUUUUUCGCCGGGGGGGGUCCUCACCCUCCUCGUUGGCUUGCUACGUGUUCCUUGCCGCCAUUACGAAACCUUAAUUGCUCGCUUUACA